AUGUGUGGAACACUGGAUUAUAUCCCGCCAGAGAUGGUUGAAGGACAAUGGCAUUCGAGCCAUGUGGAUCUUUGGUCGCUAGGAAUUCUUUGCUACGAGUUCCUUGUGGGACACCCACCGUUUGAAUCCAAGUCUGUGGAAACUGAGGCUGACAACGAUCGUGAGUCAACGUUCCGCAGGAUUGCCAAGGUCGAGCUGACGAUCCCGGACCAUCUCAGUGACGAUGCCAAGGAUCUGAUUCGCAAGAUGCCUUCCCGUGUUCGCAUUUUGCGCCUUGUAAUGCGUACGAUGGUCGGUGUACCUGUCCACCUGGAUUUGCGGGAGAUAACUGUUCUGUUCCAGUCUGUGGGGCCUUACCCGACGGACGGGAUCGACCCCAACGCGAUGACGGCGAGAAAUGUAAAUGCAAGGAUGGCUGGACUGGUAUCAAUUGCAAUGUCCGACGAUGUUUGUAACGCGUUGGUCCCGACGGGCAAGAACGCGACCUGCUAUCAAGGCGGACUGACUGUCAUCGAGAACUUUCAGCAAUGCGAUGUUACCAAUCGAAAAAUUCUAGACACGCUUGGACCUGGCCAACCUCCAGCAAUCACCUUUUCUUGCAACCAGCAGAACAAGACGUGCGACUUUCAAUUUUGGGUGGACGAGGAAGAGUCAUUCUAUUGCCACUUGGACGAAUGUGCUUUUGGUCAAGACGUUCAAUAUGACAAGACGGUUACGACCUACAAAUGUCCCAAGAUUAAGUGCUCGUGCAUUCCGGACCGAAUGCUUUGCGGCAAGGAUGGAAGCGUCAAUAUUGAUGACUUUUUGGAGGAAGAGAUCCAUGGACCUGCAGAAUUCGAAUGCACUGGCGAUAACAAGUGCGUCUUUGAAGAACCGGCGAUGAACGAGUUGAUUAUGACAAUGUUUGGUGACCCAGCAAUCUACUUGAAGUGCAACGCAGGAGAGUGUCUUCACUAUACACAAGUUCCCGGAUUCGCUCGCCCUCCCAGACCCGACUACACUAUGGCGAUCAUCCUCUCAGUGGCCGGCGUGCUCUUGUUCUUGGUCUGCCUUGGUCUUGGUGUUUGUUACCUCGCCAAGAAAUCGGGAUCGUCAAGCGACGGCUACAUCUCCCUUCCUGACGAUGAGGCCGCUAAGCUGAUGGCAGAGCAUAUCCCGGCGACACUGAUGUUCAAGCAGAUGGGAUAUACUAUUGGCGAGAUGGAGGUUCUCAGACAGGUCAGUGGCCUGGUCAAGCCCGGUCAGGUCAUGGCCAUCAUGGGAGCCAGUGGCGCAGGAAAGACCAGUUUGUUGGAUAUUCUUGCGAAACGGCACAAGUCUGGCACGAUCCAUGGUCACAUCUAUGUGAACGGACGGACUGUGUCUAGCUCGGAGUACAAGCGCGUUGUUGGAUAUGUUGACCAGGAGGACACUCUUAUGCCUACACUCACUGUGUACGAGACUAUCCUUUACUCCGCCAUGCUUCGUUUGCCACGCGACAUGUCUGUGGCAGCCAAACGGUUUCGCGUCAUGGAGACAAUGUCCGAGCUCGGGAUCUUGGGAAUCAAGGACAUGAGGAUCGGCGCUAGUGGUCAACGUUCAAUCUCUGGCGGCGAGAAGCGUCGAGUGUCGAUUGCCUGCGAACUGGUCACGUCCCCUUCGAUCUUGUUCUUGGACGAACCUACUUCGGGUCUGGACUCUUACAAUGCCUAUAAUGUCGUGGAGUGUUUGGUCACCUUGGCGAGGAACUAUAACCGUACAGUUGUCUGCACGAUCCACCAGCCCCGAAGCAACAUCUUUGCCUUGUUCGACCAACUGGUUUUGAUGGCGAAGGGUCAUCUGAUCUAUUCUGGCGAGACGCGUUUUCUCAGCGACCAUUUGCGGAGUUUGGGGCACCCCUGUCCGGAGGGCUUCAACAUUGCUGACUACAUGCUCGAUCUGACAAUGUACUCUGGCAAGUCUGUGAGCAGGGCCGCCGCGAACAACACUGACACUAACAGUAACGAUGGUGUUGGAUUGGAGAAUAUGUUGCGCCAACGACAUGCAGUUCAGGACGAACAAGAGGAGCGACUUUAUGGACGUCCUUCUGCCUUACCCAACCCCACUGAGCCUGCACUCGGAUUUGAUGGCUUGCCUCGCUUCACGCGAGCUUCGAGUAUGGCGGACGACACGCGUCAAUGGGAGAGUGAGCUGGCUUCUAGAGAACAUGAACGGCCCAGACCUGCUGCCUCGUCUCCAGGCGAGAACACGACGAUCGGUAUUGAUCCUUCAGGAACUUCAGAUAGAGAGGCGGACCGCGCCAUAACGGCAGAGGAGGAGGCUGCAGCUAAUGCUCACUUGCUCUCUUUAGUGGACGGCUUCAAGCAGAGCGCCAUCUUUUCUGAGGUGGAGCAAUCUAUCGACUCUGCAGUCCAGGGUGUGACCGGCGCUGCACCAAACGGAGACAGCAGCAGCAAUGGUGGAGCGAACAAUGGACGGAGUACUCCCGCCUCGCAGCAGGCUUCGAAUGACAUUGUCUCUGGAAAGGCUGUGGCGACUUACCGUCGAGCAUCGUGGUGGAGUCAGUUCAAGAUCUUGGCAGACCGGACACUGAAGAACAUUUACCGCGACCCGAUGCUGAUGCUUUCACAUUAUGUGAUGUCGAUCUUCCUGGGCCUCCUCUGCGGCGCGCUCUUCUACAAGGUCACGAACGAUAUCCCUGGAUUCCAGAACCGCAUGGGGGUGUUCUUCUUUAUGUGCGCACUCUUUGGGUUCUCGUGUCUGUCGAUCCUUCCCUCGUUUGCCCACGAGCGUAUUCUGUUUGUCCGUGAGCGCGCCAACGGGUACUAUUCGCCCUUUACCUACUUUUUGUCCAAGGUGAUAUUCGAUAUUGUACCCUUGCGAGUCAUCCCACCGAUGCUGAUGGGUCUGAUUAUAUACAAUAUGGUGGGGCUAGUCGAGGGCUGGACCGAGUUUGGAAAGUUCUUCUUGGUCCUGGUACUAUUCAAUAUUGUUGCAUCGGGGGUUUGUUUGAUGAUUGGCAUCAUAUUUGAGGCUGUUGGGGUCGCCAACUUGAUGAGUAGCUUGGUCAUGCUGUUCUCGAUGCUCUUUGGAGGUCUCCUCUUGAACAAAGAAUCGAUCCCGGAACAUCUGUCGUGGUUGCAGAAGCUGUCGUUCUUCAACUUUGCAUUCGAAGCACUGUUGGUGAACGAGAUUACCUUCCUGCAGUUGAUCCAAAAGGAAUACGGACUCGAGAUCGACGCUAUCAAGAAACCUAACUAA
Messenger RNA from Linnemannia hyalina, 3240 nucleotides. The record is from the annotation of a GenBank genome assembly. Lineage: Eukaryota; Fungi; Mortierellomycota; Mortierellomycetes; Mortierellales; Mortierellaceae.